Messenger RNA from Antechinus flavipes (yellow-footed antechinus), 6415 nucleotides. RefSeq names its product prostate androgen-regulated mucin-like protein 1 (gene PARM1). Gene Ontology annotation, cellular component: late endosome; plasma membrane; early endosome. The transcript is spliced from 4 exons. The record is from RefSeq and is a predicted model, not a curated record. Bases 502 to 1476 code for a protein of 324 amino acids. NCBI's taxonomy places the organism in Eukaryota, Metazoa, Chordata, Mammalia, Dasyuromorphia, Dasyuridae.
CACAGGGCCAGACCAGGGACCGACAGGAGCCCCGGACCCAACCCGGGACUCGCGUCCUCACUGUCCAGCAGGGGCCGCCCUGGCCCAGAGCUCCCGGGACCCACGCGUCUGCGGGAGGGGAGGGGACAGGCGCGAAGGGCCAGGAGACGGGAGAGAGAGGAUCGGGUUGACUUUGUCAUCACAGCCCAGGCCAGCAGGAGGGACUGGCGAGUGGGAGGGGUUUCACUGCAGCAGCGCGGCGGCGGCGGCGGCGGCGGCAGCAGUGGAGCGGGGCUGGGAUGGAGCAGAGGCUCGCCGGGCACCGGAGGGCAGACUACUGAGUGCGCGCGCUCCCCCGGAGCCGAGCCCCGAACGUUCUGGGCUGUGCGCGCAGCGCCCCGGGGCCUCGGAAGAGAUCGUCCGGGAGCGGAGAAGGAGCCUUUCGCAGGGGGGGCACUCUCUCCACGCGGGAGGAGGAGCUGGAACUUCGAGGGGAGCCCAGGCCAGAGCCCCAGGGGUACCAUGGUGUGCCACACUCUCUUUACCCUGCUCGUCUUCGCGACAGGUUUAAAAGUACAGAGUCUGCCCACUUCAACCACCUUUCCUGUUUCUCUUCCGGCAAAAUUUACUACAUUAUCUUCAAUCUGGACCGAUCCUCCACAAAAUACUGUUGAUGUUACCACCUCCUCCAGCAAUAACACACAGAAUAACACAUUGCUGACAGUGACAUUAUCAGCUGAGACAACUCCACUUCCUGGAAAUAUAUCAGUAAUACCAGGAGACCCGGAGAGCACCAGCAAAGCCUCCACACAAGAAUCAACAGUUACUGCAGUGGGUCAAGAGCAAGAAGGAACAGCCCAAACCCAAUCCUCAGUCAGAACAUGGCCAACAAGCAGCCAAAAUGAGAUUACAUCCACCCUUGCAGGACUUGGCUCCACAACACCAAAAACCAGCAAUGAGACAGAAGCUGUAAGUACAGCUUCCCCUCCUCUGUCAGACACAGAAGCAGUCACCUCCUCCCAGGCUUCAUCUUCAUUGCCAUCUUGGUCACCUCCGAAGGUGUCCUCCACCAGUGUAGUCACAAACUCCAUCACAGCUAAAAGCACGACCCACAAAGAGAGCAGUGAAGAAUUCUUGGGAACUCCCACAGCUACCCCCCAUGGAGCUCACCUGCAUCCUAACGGGACAACGACUUUUCCUGCUUCAUCUGGGCCCAAGAUGGAAGAGACAACUUCUCAAGUGACCCUGCCAAACUACGAGGUGGAAGGGACGGAUGGUAAUACGGUGUCUCCUCGGAUAAUCAUGGAAGAAGUCGAACACGCAUUAAGUUCAGGAAGCAUUGUAGCCAUUACUGUGACGGUGAUUGCAGUGGUGUUGCUGGUAUUUGGAAUAGCCGCCUAUCUGAAAAUCAGGCAUUCUUCCUAUGGAAGGCUGCUGGAUGAUCAUGACUACGGAUCCUGGGGCAAUUAUAACAACCCACUUUAUGAUGAUUCCUAACAGAGGAAUACUGAAUGGGACAAGACAUAUAUGUUCUUUAAUUUAAAAGUGCUUAUCCAGUAGCAUUAAUGCUAAUUACCUGAUAUGCAUUCAAUGACAAUCCUGUGGCCUGUUUUGUUGGUUUUAUUGUUUGUUUGUUUUUUAAUUUUUAUUUUUCUUCUCUUCUGGUUUCUGUUUCCCUUCUCUUUAGGGGGGAAAAAAGAGCUAUCAUUUUUAGGUGAAUCCAAACUAAAUCUCAACUGAAUGAGACAACAUGGAAGAUCAGACCACCCUGGCUGCUCUGGAGAAAGGAUAUACUUUUAGAGGAGCAAAGAUGGCUUUUAUGUGGGAAAUCAUAUUAAAUCUCCAUAAAAGAAAGCCAGAGAAAAUGAUCACUAGAGGGGUUUUCAUCUGCAGAAGCUCAUGUUUCUCCAAUUCCUUUUUAAUCCCUGUUUAUCUGGUCCUGGAUCCCAGCUGCAGCUCUGCAGAAAUGGUUGCAGGCUCUUUCUUCUCCUAAUUAAGGAAUGAUCAAAAUAGAAAGCGCAUGAAAGGAGGGAGCCUGCCGAGGGGCAGAAUUAACAAGUGAGUUUCAGAUCCCAACGUGUUCUUUCUUUCUCUGCUUCACAAGGUGUCUCGGAUUAAAGAUGCCAAAGGCAUCCAGCUUCCUUGGAAACCAUGUGCUUGCAAGCUUUUUGAUGGACCCAAUGAGGGUCCUUUAAGGUAAACUUAAAAAGUCUGAGGCAGAGAGGGAGAUGAGAAAGAGCCCCAGCCCCUCUGGAGUUGAGAGAGUAUUUGGAUUUCAGGGCAUAUGUUGGGGCAGGAUGCGGAAAAGGCUAUCAGAGAGACCUCUGGGUAUGCUGUGGGCUACAGUUUAUGGGAAGAAAUCCACAGCACCCUCUCCACAAGCUCCUGAGGUUGCUGGCCAUGGCCUUAUUGCCUUUCAGUAAUCCAAGGUCAGCCACAGAUGAAUUCUGAAAGCAUUUCUUCAAUUUCUCACCUACAUAGUCCUGUAGAUAGGGUAUUUACAGUGUGAUCAAUUCAUUUCUUGUCCCCUAGUUCCUGCACUCCCUAACUCUCCUCUUAUUCACUGUGUAGACAAGCCAAGGCAUGUAUUUAUUUCCUGCAUAAAGAAACUUGAUUAAAUACCAGCACCUUUUUAAGGAAAAGGAACCAUCAUAGGACAAUGCUCACUUGGAUGAAAUGAGGCCCACACAAAUAAACAGUGUUGUUUUAACAGCAAUUAUUUCCCCUUUGUAGCUUUAAUCACCAUAUUGACUUUUGCAAGGUCCAUAUCCUGGUGAAAUUCAAAUAUACUUUGUACUUGUUUUUAAACAUGUCAUCACCCUUUCUUCUGUGCUAAAUGCAUUCUAAAUUAUAGAGACUGUGAAAUCUGGUCAGGUAUUAUUCCAGUCAGUCCACAAGCAUUUAUUAAAGCACUUACCUCCUGCCAGACAUUGUACUAAACUCUGGAUAUAUGAAGAAAGGCAAAAUUAAUCAUAAAAAUAAUAAAUCCCUGCUCUCAAGGAGCUUACAAUCUAACCCUUGCUGUUGAUAGAUGACAUGUUUGGCGCAUAGGAACUCUGUGGUUCUCCUGUAUCUCUCUGGUCUCCUGCAAAUGAUGUAUUAUACCCCUACACAAUAACGAGGGGUAAUUACCCAAUAUACAGCCUUUCUUCCAUCACUGACCAGAAGUAGAAUUGUUUCCUAAGCUUUCAGGUGCCAAAAUUGACGCUUUACCACCGUAAUCCUUCACUACAAGAAUUUAAUAGGGAUAAAGAUUACAGAAGCUAUUUAUUAAAGAAUAGAGAUUAUUUUUUAAAAAGACGAGAGGAAACAAAGAACCUCCCAUUAGUUAGCUGUCCUUCAUCUAUCUAGUAAUUUUAAAAAACCACAGAUCUUUUUUUCCCUAUUUUAUCUUCUCAUAUUUUCAGGAACAGGAGUAGUUUUCACAUUACUUGUUAGCCAUGGAGCUUCUUGCAUGUUUCUAUUAGGAUCUUUAAAGAAAAAGGAAGAAAGGGCUAAUCCCUAAUCUCAUUUCUUCGGCUCAUUCUUCCCCUAUUCAACACCACCAAUUGGUCUAAAUUUAACAUGUAUGUUCCUCAAAAACAGGGCCUGUUUCAUGUUUCUUUUUAUGUUCCCAACAUCCAACACUGUGCCUGCCAUUGACAGGUAGCUGAUAUAUAAAUUGACUCCCAAGAGUUUGGGCCCUUUGAAGAGCAAGGAAGGAACACCAGAACCCCACUCUGGGAAACAAAAAACAUGUAAAUUAACUUUAGGAUGCCCUUGUAGCAUUUAAGCCAAGAAGUGUCAAUUCCUCUGGAUGUUGGGGUCUGCCCCUGAAGUUUUAAAUAGUCCUGAGAGAGUUCAGACUCUGCCUGAGGAAUCAAUAACAAACAUUUAUUAAGCACUUAUUAUAUGCUAAGCCCCGAGGACACCUAUAAAAAGUGAAAAAAUCUGGCCUGCAGGAAUUUUCAUGCUAAUGAAACAGUAUAUACACAGAUAAAUCCAGAGAUGGAAAGUAGUUUUAAAAUAUAUAGCAGUAGCAGUUAAUAGAACAAGAAAAAAAAAAAAAACUCCUUUAGGAAGAAGCCCUUAAAUCACAUCUUAAAAGAAAACUAGGGAUUCUGAGUUGGAAAUUAGGAAGGAAUGCAUUCCAGUACAGGUACAAAGGCUGAAAAAAAGAUAGGAGGUGGAAUGUAUGUGGCCAAUAUAACUGAACCACAGAGUCUUUGGAGGGGAGCAACAUGUCAGAGAACUGGAAAGAUAGGAAGGGGCCAUAUUGGGUAGAGGUUUAAGUGUCCAAAAGAAAACCACAUUUGAUGCUAGACAUGUGAGAGCCAUUUUGAAAUGGCAUUACAAUUUUAAGAAUAUCCUUUUGGCAGCUGUUAUGGAUGAUGGAUUGAAGUUGGAAGAGACCUGAAGGUGGGAAACUAAUUACAAAGCUCUAGUCCAGAUGAGAGAUAAUAAGGCUAGAUAAUUAGUUUGGAGGCUAUGUGAGUGAGGAAAAGGGAAUAUAUACGACAGAUGGAGAGAAAGAAAUGACUAGAUUUGGCAAUUCAUUAUAUAUGAGGGAAGAGUAGAAGAUGAUAGUAAGAUUGAGGACCCAGAUGACUGGAAGAAUAAGCUUGUCCUUCACAACAAUAAAGAAGUUCCUAAGAUGGGUAGGUUCAGAGGGAAGAUAAUAAAUUCUGUUUUAAACAUGUGGAGCUUAAGAUGUACAUUUGAGUUCAUAGGAGUAACAAUUCCUGCCAAUAGGAUUCAAGAAGCAUCUUUUUUCACUGGAGUAUCUUUUAUGUUGGGUUCCAAUUGUCUUUCAUAUUGGUUUAUCAGUCUAUAGUCAUUUAUUAAGCACCUAUUAAGUGCUAGACAAUGGGGGUAAAAGGAAAGGGAAAAGUCAGUCUUUAUUUUCAAGAAGCUCACAGACUAAUUGGUGAGAAAACAUGUAACUGAUAUAUACAUAUAUCCCACGUGUGUGUAUAUAUAAACACAUAUACAUAUAUGUACUGUGUAUAUACCUAUAUGUCCAUGCGUGUGUACAUAUAUGUAUAUGUUAUAAAUUGGUGACAAUCAGCAGAGGGAAGGCACUAACACUGAAGGGAAUUGGGAAAGACUUCUUGCAAAAGGUGGUAUUUUAGCUGAUAUCUGAAGGAAUCCAGCUCAGAAUGAAGCAAUGGUUGCUCAAGAGAAGAUAUACAUCAAUGGACCUGGGAGCCAGAGAUAUAGAUCAUACACUGAAUGACCGCCUCUCCAAAAAGCCCUAAUAAUAAUUUUCCCUUUUGUGAUUAUGUGAAAGAAUUGAUUUGAUCAUAAAGAUUCUAUCACUGUUAGUGUGUUUUAAGCCAUCUUGACAAAGAAAUGAAACCAGUCCAUCUGUAAUAUGCUGACAAAUGAUAUAACUGGCUUAGGAAGAUAGACUUUUAAGUUCUCUUCACACUAAGGAAAACAUUGUUGGUACAACUGUUUAUUAAGUAGGCAGACAGGUUGAUCUGCCUAGAUCAUCAAGACAUAGGAGAAAUGGAUGUGAUUUUUGGCUCAUUCUAUGUGACCCUACUUAAGGUGCCCACUCCCUGUGUAUUUUUGCCUAUUCAUCUAUAAAAUGGAGUUGAUGUUCAUCUCCAGUCCCCCUUCCACUACCUGCCUCACAGGUAAAUUAUGAGAAUGAAUGAGACCAUGUAUGCAUUGUGUUUUCAACCUCUAGAGAAAAUCACUAUAAAUAUUAAGAGUUAUGUAGGCAUAUAAAUAUUUAAGUUUCUCAUUUGCUGAUACAAGAAUCUCUUGUUCCUACUUCCAAAUGCAAAAGCAUAGUUGUAUCCUAGCAUUAUCUGAAUGUCAUGAUGGCUGUGUUCUCCCCUUAUACAAUAGAUUGCUGGACAUUACCAGCCUAGAACUUUGAAUUCCAGUCUCUGACUUCAAAUGGAAAGGGGCUUCAUGGAGCAUGAUCAGCAUGGGUUGUCAGGUAACAUCAGGGGCCAGAGAUAGCAGGAUGGUAUUUUAAGGAGCCCUAAGCCCCAACGACAGCUGAGCUGUACAACAUCCUGUUUUCUUCCUGAUCCCUGGAGGGAUUUCUUUGGAUUCCAUGUCACCUGUUGAUCCUUCAUCAUUCUUGCACAGAUGCAUGACUCAAUCCUUUUCCUCUCAGAAGAGAGGACAGAUCAUAGCUGCACCAGAUGCAAAUUUGUACAAUAAUUCACCUUCUUUGCCUUUAACCUUCUUUGUCAAAUGAAUGUAUCACUCACACCUUGCUUUUAAAAGUAGUGGUUGUAAGGGAUGAUGGAGAAAACCAAAUGAAUAGAAAAGAAACUGGUUUACUUUUCUUGGGGAUGAGAAAAACUGUUCUUGAAAGAUAAGAACACAAGUGGGCAAGUUGAUUGGAUAUUUGAUGUCAUUGUAACCACAUUUGUCCUAAGAUAUCCCACGUACCAAUUAUUAUCAUACCCAUUAAAGUUGUUUUAAGUGCGUA